ACAAAAGUUUAAUAUAUUGAAAUGUUUGUUUGUCCAUGCAGGAAACAUCAUCUCUAUACUCACCUUUACUUCUCCCAUGUGAGUGUAACCUUGCUUAUACAUGAUCGAAAAACAGAAUGAAGUUUCAGCCAGUUAACUAACAUACUGAUCUUUUAACGUUACAGAGCGCAGUUUAGGCAGAUUGUGAAGAGAAAGUCUGCGGAAAACUACAAUGGAACGCCAUAUGUAGCAACGUUAUUGAGUUGUUCUUUGUGGAUCUUGUAUGGCUCACUUGACCCCGACGAUGGUCUCCUUAUUGUCACAGUUAACACCGCUGGCGCAACCAUGCAAGCCCUCUACCUUGUUUUAUUACUCAUCUAUACCACCAAGGAAAAAAGGGUUCAAUACUUCGGAUUCGUGAUAUUGGACAUUGUGUUUUUUGGAAUUGUCUUGGCUUUCACACUCGUUGCGUUUAAAGAAAGCUCACGACGUACAUUCACAGGAGUUUUGUGUGCAACUUUCACGACAAUUAUGUAUGUUGCACCUCUCGCUGCACUGAGAACCACAAUCAAGACCAAGAGUGUGGAGUAUAUGCCAAUUCUCCUUGUGUCCUCUCUCUUCCUCAAUGGGUGUGUUUGGUUGACUUUUGCUUUGUUGGUCACAGAUAUUUUUGUCCUUGUGCCAAAUGCAUUAGGGAUAUUACUGGGAACCAUACAAUUCCUUGUUUAUUUAAAAUUCAAAAACUCAACACCUGAGGCAGGCGAGUUGGGAAAAGGCUCUUAUGAAAAGCAAAUCGAAACUAGUGUCAUUGAUAUUCAAGACUCGAAUGUGAAAUCAAAUAAUGUAAGUACCCAAAAUCGUACCUUGACUCGACUAGACGCAUUCCCAGUUAUAAGGUCACCAUCCCUUAGCCCGAAUCGAUCACCCUCUAAUCAACAGCAUGAAGAUGACACUGAACAGUGGUGUGAAUUAAAGGUCUAGUGUUUUUUUUCUGUCAAGUUGUGGUUCUUUUUUCUAUGGCCUUGUGCCAUAAUGUAAAAAGUUGAUAUUGUUAU
Messenger RNA from Helianthus annuus (common sunflower), 1034 nucleotides. Its product is annotated as bidirectional sugar transporter SWEET16. Gene Ontology annotation, cellular component: membrane. The record is from RefSeq and is a predicted model, not a curated record. NCBI's taxonomy places the organism in Eukaryota, Viridiplantae, Streptophyta, Magnoliopsida, Asterales, Asteraceae. Gene Ontology annotation, biological process: carbohydrate transport. The coding region runs from base 325 to 960 and encodes 211 amino acids. Gene Ontology annotation, molecular function: sugar transmembrane transporter activity. The transcript has 4 exons.